Messenger RNA from Cherax quadricarinatus, 1589 nucleotides. Its product is annotated as asparagine synthetase domain-containing protein 1. Gene Ontology annotation, molecular function: asparagine synthase (glutamine-hydrolyzing) activity. The record is from RefSeq and is a predicted model, not a curated record. Lineage: Eukaryota; Metazoa; Arthropoda; Malacostraca; Decapoda; Parastacidae.
CUCACCCAAAACACAAACACACUCACCCGGGUUGGCGAAGGUGGUUGGAAGGAAUCAAGGCUCCCGGUUGCACGUGGAUCAGAGGGCAAGUCCAGAGGGACUAAAACUUAGGGAGGUUGAAGACCAGAAUAGCUUCUACAUCACCAAAUGCUUCCUUCAUAUCAGUGAACCUUCAUCAGUGCUACCAUAACUACCAUUGCUGAUGGUACUCUGCAUAUAGACUACCAUAACUACCACUGCUGAUGCUACUCAGCAUAAUGCAAUCAUAACUACCACUGCUGAUGCUACUCAGCAUAUGGGCAAUCAUAUCUACCACUGCUGGUGCUACUCAGCAUAAAGGCUGCCAUAACUACUAUUGCUGAUGUUACUCAGCAUAAAGACUACCAUAACUACCAUUGUUAAUAGUGCUCAGCAUGUGUGGCAUCUGCUUCAUGUGUGGCUGGUCCAUCUCAGCACAAAUGUUGCAGGAACAGGUGUUGAGUUGCUGCUCCUCACUUAGUAACCGAGGUCCAGAUGCUUGUGCCAUGACUCUCGUUCCCAUCACUGCUGAGGUGGUUGGGUUGUUUGAGGGUUGUUUGUUGUGGUUGCAGGGUGACCAGCCCACCACACAACCACUGCUGGAUCACCGUGGUAACCUUCUCUUGUGGAAUGGUGAUAUUUUAGCUGGACUGCAGAUUACGAAAGGUAUGAGUGACACACAAUAUAUAUCAGAAUCUUUAUCAACUAAGGAAGAAGCUGAUAUUACAUCCUUCCUGGGCAAUAUAAAGGGACCGUGGGCACUGAUUUACUACCAGAAACAUACCCAGAGAUUAUAUUUUGGCAGAGAUGUCUUGGGCAGACACAGUUUGCUCUGGAGACUGCCAUCUGACACCUCGCGUGUCUUUUUGAUAGCAUCUGUCUGCCGGCAAGACGAUCGUGUGAAAGAAAUUCCAGCUCUUGGCCUUUAUUAUGUGGAUUUUUCUGUUGUUAAUUUAGCAGAAGAAUUCACAGUUAAUUUAAUUCCUUGGACUCAUGUUGCUGAAGAAACGCUUUUGUCUAUGGAUUCUGUAAUUAACAUUAAGAAACACAAGAUAAGUUCGUGUAUACAAACUAGGUUAAAUAUGUGUGUUCCUUCCAUUGCCAUUAUAGAAAAUAUUAAGGCUCUACCCUGCUCAUUAGAUGAGGAAAAUGUAAAGGUACUCUAUUUAGCUUUGGAAGAUGAUGUGGCAAACUUAUUAAAAAUAUUAACAAACUCUAUUCGCAGAAGAGUCGAGAAAUGCCCACCAAAGUGUCGCGAUUGUACGAACUCAACCACAAAAUGUGUUCACACUAAAGUCGCGGUACUCUUCUCAGGAGGUUUGGACUCAGCGAUGAUAGCUCUGCUCUUGGACUCUUGUUUGCCAGAAUCAGAAAGUGUUGAUUUACUUAAUGUGGCAUUUCCACAGAAAAUUCCUCAAAAUAAUCGAGCCAAGAAGCUAAAUACAAAGAAAAUGUCAUCCAGUGACGGCGAUUCACCGAGAAAUUACGAGGUGCCAGACAGAAUUUCGGGCAGGCAGUGCUGGCACCAGUUGCAAGAGUUAAGACCACUGAGAAGGUGGAACUUCGUCGAG